ACAAGCGUUGAAGAAACAUUAUUGACCCAAAGUCAGUCAUGGGAACAAAAACUGCGCCAGGUAAAUCAAGAAUAUGAUGAAGGUAUGAAGAAACAGAUUGAUGAAACGCUCAAAAUAACCCUUUUAAAGCGGAAGGAAUUGCUACAUGACUUCACUAAAUAUGAAGAACAAUGGAAAUUAAACCUUGAACAUAUCAGGUAUGACUUUGAAACCAAAUGGAAUGAAAUGAUUAAACCACUUUCCAGAAAUGUUGAUUUCAGGAUCGGCGAGGAGGAUAUAAUCAGGGUUAAACAGGCAUUCGAGGAAAAGAUGUACCUCCAUCAAAAUGACCAAGAACAGGAAUGGCUUGAAGAAGAACAAAACCUGGUUGAAAACAUGACAGAAAACCUUAGGAAAAGGCUGUCAGACAUGCGAGGCGCUCAGGAGGAGCAAGACAAGGAAUGCAUGGAGGCUGAAAUACGCAAACACACAGCAACCUUAAAAAAGGAGAUGGAUAUGUAUGUUGAAAAAGUAUACAAACACUGGCGAGAUGUUUUUGAUGGUGGCAUGGAGAAGAAACUAAGGGACAUAAGGCAUUUAGUUGCAGGGUACCAGGCAGCAAACAUGAAAACUUGGAAAGAAGAUGCUGAGCGAAACGUCUCUUGCAUCAUUUCAAACUGGACUCGGGAAAUGAUGGACAUACUGAAAAAUAGGGAAAGUGAGUGGAAUCAGGCCAUCGAACGGCUGUGGUUAGAGAAGGAAUGGCAACUGAAGAUUGAGCUAAGGACCUUGCAAUCCCACUCUAGAAAAGAGAUAGAAAGUAUCACCUCCAGAAAGCUGAAGGUAUCUUCUGAGGAACUGAACCAAACUCUUAAAUGUAAACGCAAACACUUGGAGGCGAUCUGGAGUGAUAAUAAUAUGAAGGACCUCAAUACCAUGAUGAAAGCGGCUCUAGACAAAGCCAAACUGGCUUCAGAUCAGAUGAUGCGAGAGACAAUUUAUGAAAUCACGUCCAAAAGAAAACUUGAAGAGCAGAGAUGUGAACUAACGAUAAAACACGAGCGGCUGACCAGUCAAAGGAAGCAACUUGACGAGAAAUGUCUACAACAUUUUGGCAAAAGGUAUGCAGAGAUGAAUGCUUGUUUCCCAGUCGAGUCCUUGGUUCAGUUAUCCACAGGACAAAUAGUCUCCCUGUCAGAGGUCAACAUAGGUGACAGACUCCUUUGCUGUGGUGAAAAGGGCAUGCUUGUGUACAGCCCAGUGUAUCGUUUUGGUCACAGACAGCACAAUGGAAACAAUACAUUCGUGGAAAUAUCAACAAAGUCAAAGAAGCUGAAAGUUUCUCCAAAUCACCAUGUGCACAUUGGAAAGUCUGUCUGCAGGAAAAACACUAAAGCUGCAAUAGCUAUAGAAGUUGGUGAUGCUGCUCUUGUGUUAGGGGAGGAAAGAAGACUGGUAUCCGAGGAAGUCCUUUCUGUCACCUUGACAACUGGAAGAGGUCUGUGCGCCCCCUAUACAUUGUGUGGAACCAUAGUGGUUGAUGGAAUGCUUGCCUCCUGCUAUGUGGACCGUGUUGCUCCUUCUCUGGCGCACAAGCUUCUGGCACCCGUUAGAACUUGGUACAGACUGUUUGCUCCAGGUGAAUCUACUACUGCAAGGAAGAUGAGUCCUGAACAUGUUUGCUUCCCGAGAGGCCCCUGCUCCAUUGCAGAAGAGAGAACUGUCAGGAAAAACAAAGGGGAUACAGUCAUAAAAGGUGAAAGUUGAGAUAUCUGAUGAUAACACACCUUCUUGAAGUUAAACAAGAACGUCCUGGAGAAUCCUGAAGGCUAAUUUCAUUGGUGUAUUUACCACAUAUUAGCUACCUGCAUGUGAAAUAUGAGUGAGUGAGUUAAGAA
Messenger RNA from Haliotis rubra (blacklip abalone), 1877 nucleotides. RefSeq lists its product as uncharacterized. The transcript is spliced from 2 exons. Gene Ontology annotation, biological process: cell-cell signaling; multicellular organism development; protein autoprocessing. The record is from RefSeq and is a predicted model, not a curated record. NCBI's taxonomy places the organism in Eukaryota, Metazoa, Mollusca, Gastropoda, Lepetellida, Haliotidae. The coding region runs from base 85 to 1746 and encodes 553 amino acids.